Messenger RNA from Phialemonium atrogriseum, 1065 nucleotides. RefSeq names its product organic solute transporter Ostalpha-domain-containing protein. The annotation marks the transcript as partial. Gene Ontology annotation, cellular component: membrane. Gene Ontology annotation, molecular function: transporter activity. NCBI's taxonomy places the organism in Eukaryota, Fungi, Ascomycota, Sordariomycetes, Cephalothecales, Cephalothecaceae. The transcript is spliced from 6 exons. The record is from RefSeq and is a predicted model, not a curated record. Gene Ontology annotation, biological process: transport.
AUGGGUGCCCACCAGUCCAAGCAUCGGGAUGAGGAUCACGUCUGCCCGGUUCACGACCUGGCCGAAAAUGCCUCCUCCCCUCUCUACGGAGACACGUCCUUCUACGACUUCAACAAGAUCUUGUCAGGCAGCUGCGCCACGUUCGCCUGCGGAAUCAUGUUGGUCCACAUAAUUAGACACGCGAACCAUCUCAGCAAUCCUGGCGAACAAGUCAAGAUCAUGAGAAUCGCCCUCCUCAUCCCGCUCAACUCCCUCUUUUCCUUCCUGUCGAUUUGCUACCCUGCGGCGAAAGUCUACCUCCUCCCAUGGCUCGACGUCUUCCAGGCGCACGCGCUGGCGUCCUUCUUCCUGCUGAUGUGCGAGUUCGUCUCGCCGAGCGACGACCAGCGGACCAUCUUCUUCGCCGCCAUGGCCAUCCCGGACAAGAAAGCGCCCGACGGGGGGCAGGACGGGCUGGCUUGGUACCGAAAACGCUGGAUCCUCAUCUUCCAAUACCCCGUGGUCGCCUUCGCGGCGGCGGUCCUGACCGAUGUCACAGAGGCGAUUGGGAUUUACUGUCAGUACGAGACCAAGCCGUACUGGGCUAAGUUAUGGAUCACCGUCGCCCGCGACAUCUCCGUCGCGAUGGCCAUCUUCUCCGUGAUCGCUUUCGCCAUAACACUGAGGCCGCAUCUCGCCGGGAAGAAGCCGUUGGCGAAGCUGAUUGCGUUUAAGUUGAUUGUAGCCCUCAGCUUUGUUCAAGAUCUCACCUUCUGGAUCCUCGACAUCGCCAAGGCGCUCAAGCCCACCUCGACGCUGACCUACGCAGACCUGCACAUGGGGAUCCCCAGCAUGCUCAGCUGCAUCGAGAUGGUUCCCAUCUGCCUUCUGAUAGCCUGGGUCUACCCGCUAUCCCCGUACCUCCUGCGCUGCGGCCGCGACCGCCGCACGCCUGCCGCCGAGCGGGGUCGCGCGACGGUGGACUACCCGCGCAGUUACCAGGGCGGGCCGCUCGGUGUGUGGGGUUUGCUGGCCAUACUGAGCCCCCGCGAGAAUAUCGAGUGCCUGGUCUUCGCCUUCCGUAUG